AUGGCCGCCAUGGCAGCACGUCCUUCGAGACCACCACAUCCGGAAUCGAGCCUCAGCGGCAUGCCUACCUCUUUGUUGACCGGCGACCAUGAUACGUACCAAAACCCCCUCAAUUCGAGGUACUGCUCCCCGGAGAUGAAGUUCAUCUUCUCUCCACGAAACCGCUUCAGCACUUGGCGACAGCUAUGGGUCCACCUGGCAGAGUCAGAAAAGGAACUCGGUCUGCCCAUCUCCGACUCAGCAAUCCAACAACUCAAAGACCACGUCCGCAUUGAAGACGACGAGUUCGGUGCCGCCGCCACCGAGGAGAAGCGCCGUCGUCACGAUGUCAUGGCCCACGUCCACACGUACGGCAUUGUUGCGCCGGAGGCGGCGGGUAUUAUCCAUUGGGGUGCGACUUCAUGCUAUGUGACCGACAACGCGGAUUUGAUCUUCCUGCGGGAUGCGCUGAACAUCGUGCUGCCGAAACUGGCGGCGGUGAUUCAGCGGUUGGCGGCAUUUGCGAUUGAGUACAAGGACUUGCCUUGUCUUGGGUAUACCCACGGCCAGCCUGCUCAGCUUGUCACGGUCGGCAAGCGUGCCAGUCUGUGGAUUACGGAUCUCCUUCGCAACCUCCGCAACCUCGAGAAGCAGCGCGAUGAGGUUCUUCAUUCGUUCCGCGGUGUCAAGGGAACGACUGGAACCCAAGCCAGCUUUCUUGCCAUCUUCAAGGGCAAGCACGAGCUGGUGGAUGAGCUCGAUGAACUUGUCACCAAGAAGGCUGGAUUCGCAGAGGCCGAGAUAUCCACUAGCCAGACAUACUCCCGUCUGAUUGACGUCGAUGUCCUUCACGCGUUGAGCUCGUUCGGCUGUGCCUGCGAACGGAUAGGUGGCGACAUCAGACAUCUGGCCAUGUUCAAGGAAGUCGAGGAACCCUUCGAGGCUGACCAGAUCGGAUCAAGUGCCAUGGCCUACAAGCGCAACCCCAUGCGUUCGGAGAGAUUGUGCUCGUUGGGGAGGAAGCUCCACAACUUCAGCGCGGAUGCUGAGCAGACGUAUGCUUCGCAAUGGCUGGAGCGAAGCUUGGAUGACUCGGCUAUCCGUCGUAUAUCCCUGCCUGAGUCCUUCCUGUGUGCCGAUGCGUGUCUCAUUCUGCUGAACAACAUCUCCAACGGCUUGGUCGUCAACAAGGCCGUCAUCAACCAGCGUAUCGAGCAAGAGCUUCCCUUCAUGGCUACCGAGAACGUCAUCAUGGCAAUGGUAGACAAGGGCAAGUCUCGACAAGAAGUCCACGAGGAGAUUCGUGUUCUCUCCCACCAAGCCGGCGCCGUCGUCAAGCAAGAAGGCAAACCCAACGACCUCAUCGAACGGAUACGAAACAACGCCUACUUCGAGCCCGUCAUCCCCGAACUGGAGAGUCUUCUCGACCCAGCUACAUUCAUCGGCAGAUGCCCGGAGAUCGUGCACAAGCUCGUGGCGACCAAGGUUAAGUCCGCACUCGAGCCUUACUCGGAGGAUCUGAAGAACGCUCAAGUCGCCGAGCUGAGCGUGUAG
Zasmidium cellare ATCC 36951 is the source of this 1533-nucleotide messenger RNA. RefSeq lists its product as uncharacterized. NCBI's taxonomy places the organism in Eukaryota, Fungi, Ascomycota, Dothideomycetes, Mycosphaerellales, Mycosphaerellaceae. Gene Ontology annotation, cellular component: cytosol. Gene Ontology annotation, biological process: 'de novo' AMP biosynthetic process. Gene Ontology annotation, molecular function: N6-(1,2-dicarboxyethyl)AMP AMP-lyase (fumarate-forming) activity; (S)-2-(5-amino-1-(5-phospho-D-ribosyl)imidazole-4-carboxamido) succinate lyase (fumarate-forming) activity. The transcript has 4 exons. The record is from RefSeq and is a predicted model, not a curated record. The coding region runs from base 1 to 1533 and encodes 510 amino acids.